Messenger RNA from Drosophila albomicans, 1876 nucleotides. RefSeq lists its product as uncharacterized. Bases 37 to 1320 code for a protein of 427 amino acids. NCBI's taxonomy places the organism in Eukaryota, Metazoa, Arthropoda, Insecta, Diptera, Drosophilidae. The transcript is spliced from 4 exons. The record is from RefSeq and is a predicted model, not a curated record.
AGCUUAGCACGUCAACUCCGUCUCUGUCGGACCAAAAUGCCAGAUAAUAACUCUAUUGUGAAUCCCAAUAAAAGUUUGGAGAUACCCAAAUGGAUAAAUCAAGAAUAUUUCGAAGCAGUGCUCCAGGAAGAUGAACCAAACUGUGUGAAGAUUGUUAAGUUUACACCGGUUGCAGCCAUACCACCCGGCGAAAACUUUACCUCUGUAAUGUUACGCAUACAUUUGGAUUUGGCUAUGAAUGAUGGAAGUACUAAGCACAAAACCUAUGUGGUGAAAACGAUGCUGCCUGAAGAUCGGGGAGGCAAACAGGUUAAGGAGGUCGGCAUUUUUGAUAAGGAAUUGCAAAUGUAUCAGAAGUAUCUCCCGCAAUUCGAAGCGAUCUAUAAAGAUGCGGGAGAAGAGAUACAAUUGGCGCCAAAGUGUUUGCAAACCGAAGAACGUGACGAUGGAAUACACUUUAUCUUUGAAGAUCUGGGAGAAUUGCAAUUUCAGAAUGUCGAUCGCAUAAAAGGAUUGGAUAUGGAACAUAUGAAGACGCUUCUUUACAAAUUAGCUGAGUUCCAUGCGGUCGCUGCAGUUUAUGUUGAGCGAAAUGGACCAUUUCCCAAAGAGUUCGAUGAAGGUUUCAUGACCCGAAAGUACCACGAGAUGCAAGACUCUGCCUUCAAGUUGAAACGUGAAUCCUUUGUGAAAUCUAUGGCUGCUUGGGGUAUGGAGAAUUCCGAACUAUACACGAAGAGUUUUCCCACUGCUGAGCAGUUUUCGAAGAUGUGUUUACGGAAUCUGGAAUUAGAUACUCAGAGUUUCAAUACUCUCACACAUGGAGAUCUGUGGAGCAGUAAUUUACUAUUUAAAUAUCAAGCCGAUGGAUCCAUCGAUCGAAUGAUCAUGCUGGACUAUCAGCUGUGCAAAUAUGGAAGUCCUGCGUUAGAUUUGCUCUUCAUUAUUACCAUAUCUGCUGCCAACGAUAUUCGCCUGAAGGAAUUUGAUCACUUCGUCAGAAUAUAUUGGGAACGCCUUGUUGACUGUCUGAAGCUGUUAAAGUACCAAAAGCCACUGCCAACUUUGAGGGAAUUACAAAAAUCCAUGUACCAUGAAAGUAACACCUUUUAUCCAUUUUUUGCCAUAUUCAAUCAUCUGCCCGUGAUACAAUUUCCAAGCGAUGAGCAAACUAGUCUUCAUUCUUUAAGAGAUGAAUCUGAGGAGGGCGAGAAAUUCCGGUGGAGACUGUUUACUAACCCCGCAUAUGCAGCUAUCAUGAAGGAUCUUUACCCCUUCUUGGCCAACCGCGGUAUCUUUCAGUUUACUGACUUUGAAUAAUCAAUGAAAAAAAGGUAAACAGUAUUAAUCAAUUAAAUCUCACGACGACAACAUUGUCGAAUGCUAUUCUGUACCCAAUGACUUCUGAAACAAUAAAGACUGCCAAAGUCGUGCGUAAUCGACUGAGGAACUACCCUAGAUUAAUCUAUACUUAUUAUGACAAUGACAAUUAGACAGUGAGUUUUUGUGUUUUUAUAUCAAGCAUUAUUCAACAAUUUAAAGUGCAGAGUCACCAUUAGUAUUUUUGUUUGAAUGAAUGCUCAGAAUGCUAACAAGAAAUGAGAUUUAAAUCUUACAAUUGGAUGGCUCUAAAUGUUUAUUAACUUUACACAAAAUAAAAUAAGAUUUGCUGGAAGAUAGUUAGAAAUCUAGCAAUGUCAUGCAUCGCACAGCUAUAAAGCCGAUUAACACCUAGAUCGCGAAAAACUUACGAUACAAUUAAUGAAUUUCAUGAGCGCAUGGCAAACACUAUCAGUGAAACACCCAACUGGACUCGCUUUGAUUUCAUAAUAAAGAAUAUGAAAAUAUAAUAUGUACGUAUGUAUGUGGUGAUGUG